AUGACUACUACACUUCAGAAAUACAUUGAGUCCUUGGAUCCCAAAACCCUUCCAAGAGUUCUACAAAUACAAUCGGGAUACUAUGGAGGUCCACUACAUGAACUUUUAGAGAGUGACUCUUCCCUAUCAGCAGGAGAAGUUAUCAAAGUUAUCGGGUACAAAGUCAAGAAAGUAAUGACGCAUAUCUUUACGAAUGAUGAAUAUGAUGAGUUGCGGCCCAGAGUGGAACUCCCUCUUAAUUUUCCAGGUUUAUUUAAAAUUGUUCCCAAUAAAAAUCCAUAUCUUUCCAUUGAAGAGAUUGUGAAUGCUCUAUAUAUUGGGCGUACUCGAUUUGGCCUACCAGGGUUUUACAGCCAUACUGACCUAUGUAUGGAUGAUAUCACAAUACAAAAAGGACAAAUAUUUUUUGUUAAAUCAGUGGAGGAAGUACAAGGGAUCAGUUCUGUGACCUGUAGAGUGGAUAUACAUGGACAGGAAAGCUCAUUUUCGUUACCUUUAUCAUACAAAGGAGAGUUCUUUGAAUACCAGGAUGAGCAUAUGUACACUCUAAAAGAGAUCCUGGACUGGAAAAUUACAAAAAACAGAGGAAGGAUGGUUGUCCUAAUGGAUCUAAAACAAGCUUGGGACAUCACAAAAAUAUAUCCAAGUGAUUUUAAAGGAGUGAUGAUCCUUGAACCAGUUUAUGAAGUACAAGCAGUUUUGGAGUUUGGAAAGGAUGUUAUUAAUAUUUUGUCAGAUCUCGAUGUUGAAGUCAAGGAUAUUACUCAGAAUUUCGAUAUGAAAUAUUUUAUCCAGACAGUGGAUACAACACUUGGAAUCUUUGAAAGAACCUCUACAGAAUUCCCCAUGAUUGUGGAAAUCAUAGGAGGUCCAUUAGGAAAACAACCUCCUACCAAUCUGUUGCGUCAUGGAAAGAAAAUGAUAAUACAUGCAAAGGGUCAAGAACUUCGUGUUAUAGCCUCAGAGUUAAGGAGUAAUAAUACAAAGAAAUAUUUUCUUGUUCCUUCUUCUUACAAAGGGAAGUUUAAAAGGAGACCGAGGUUUUUCACCACUGUCUAUGAUUUAAACAUUGCAAACAGAUGCAUGGAUGAUCUCUGUGUAGUAGCCACCAAGACAUCCCAAUCAUCCCAUGAACAGUUUUCCUCAGUUUGUGUUGGAGAUCAGUUGCAAGUGAAGCAUCUCCAGUCUUGUGAAGUGAUUUUUGAUGCUAAAACUACCAUCGUUGAUGCUUUGGUAUGUGCAAAAAUGGAAGAUAAAUGUUGUGUAAAAGUGACUCUUCCGUUGUACAUGGAAGGCAAUUUUAUGGAAGUGGUACAUGAUAACAGGCAGUACUACAUAUCAGAACUGUGCAAACAUUUUCAAUUUCCUGUGACCAUCAAAGUCUCUGUGAGAGAUUUGUUUACAGUGGGAGAGGACGUUUUAGCCAGAACAUCAUUGUUGCAACUUGAAGAGCAAAUUACAGACUCAUAUUUGCUUGUUAGCUUUUUGGACAGUCCCAAAGAGGUUUGGGAACUUCCGGUUAACCGACUUAACUUAUCUCUUCAGGUGAUCAGUAAAUUUUAUGGUGAUACCUACUCAUCUCCAACCAGGACCUACAUAGAGGAAAUCAAUGAGCAGGAUUAUUACAUGUUACGGAGAUAUGAAAACCAGGUGCAGCUUCCACCGCCUAGGCCUCCGAAGACUCCUGUUUCUGCAUCAUUCAAAUCUAAAAAGAUUAUGACCCCUGAGAUAGAGAUACUCCAGAAUAAUGAGACAAGCUCCUAAGUCAAACAGGACAUUCGACUUAGAUCGACUAAUCUCCUCAUCUUCACCACUCUGCAGCUGUUCAUAUACAGUAGCUACUUUAUAUAUUCCUUAAAAUGCUAUAGUUAUCUUUGCCACUGCAAUUUUUUUAAAAGUCAGAACUGUACCCCAUUCAGGUAAAUGGCAAGUGGACAGCUUAUAUCUCAGAAGAGAGAUAUGUUCAAUACAGAUGACUGUGUCUAUCAUAUACUUUCAGAUGUGCUGAAUAACAUCAAAGAGA
This is a messenger RNA of Spea bombifrons (plains spadefoot toad), 2023 nucleotides long. RefSeq names its product thymocyte selection associated (gene THEMIS). The record is from RefSeq and is a predicted model, not a curated record. The coding region runs from base 1 to 1764 and encodes 587 amino acids. Lineage: Eukaryota; Metazoa; Chordata; Amphibia; Anura; Pelobatidae. Gene Ontology annotation, biological process: T cell receptor signaling pathway. The transcript is spliced from 5 exons.